This is a messenger RNA of Aspergillus welwitschiae, 2112 nucleotides long. Its product is annotated as aromatic amino acid ammonia-lyase. NCBI's taxonomy places the organism in Eukaryota, Fungi, Ascomycota, Eurotiomycetes, Eurotiales, Aspergillaceae. Gene Ontology annotation, cellular component: cytoplasm. The transcript has 3 exons. Bases 1 to 2112 code for a protein of 703 amino acids. Gene Ontology annotation, biological process: L-phenylalanine catabolic process. The record is from RefSeq and is a predicted model, not a curated record. Gene Ontology annotation, molecular function: ammonia-lyase activity.
AUGCUUGAUAAACACAUACCAGAUGGUCAUUUGGAGACCACAAGUGCCCACUGGAGAGACCUGAAUCAAGUUGUUCAGAAUGGGGAACUCAGUAUCGACGGCUAUAGCCUUAGUCUUGCCGAUGUUGUCGCGGUAGCGAAAUACGGCUGCCAGCCUCGGCUUACUGAUAAGCCCGAGACGAUCGAUGCUAUAAAUGGAAGUGUCAUAGCACUAGCCGAAUGCCUUCGAGAUGGGCAUCAUAUUUACGGCGUCAAUACCGGAUUUGGAGGAAGUGCUGACUCACGAACAAACCAAACGACCACUUUGCAGAGCUCCCUCCUUCAGCUACUCCAAAGCGGUAUUCUUACCGCAUCUGAUACUACCAAUGAAGGCUUACAGCUCAAUCUCCAAGAGCAGAGCUCCCACUCCAUGCCUUCUGAAUGGGUCAAGGCAACUAUGCUUGUGAGAAGCAAUUCAGUUGCUCGGGGCCAUUCAGCAGUGUCCCUGCCUGCAAUUAGCGCAAUUUUGCGGUUGAUUCGUGAGGAUAUCAUCCCUGUAAUUCCUCUGCGGGGAACUAUUUCCGCGUCUGGGGAUCUCAUGCCACUCGCAUACGUUGUUGGGGCUAUUGAAGGAAGUCCCGGGAUUUAUGUGCGCGUCAAGGACGGAUCGGAGCAUCAAGUUGUCACGGCUCAAAAGGCACUACAGACAAUUGGUGCUAAAGGAGUCACGCUGGGACCCAAGGAGGGCCUUGGUUUGGUCAACGGCACAGCCGCUUCGGGUGCUCUUGCCGGCUUAGUGCUCUAUGAGGCGCAUCAGCUGGCCGUACUUGCGCAGGCAGUCACUGCUCUGACAGUAGAGGCCAUACAAGGGAGCACAGAAAGUUUUCAUCCUUUUAUCGCCCAGGUGCGCCCGCAUGAAGGCCAGAUUGAAGCUGCGGAAAACAUUCUAUCUCUCUUGAAAGGCUCCCUACUUGCGAGAGGAAGUAGUACCACCCAAACUAGGACGGGCCUCGUGCAAGAUCGUUAUUCUCUCCGAACAGCCAGUCAAUGGAUUGGGCCCCAACUGGAAGAUCUUCUUCUCGCAGAUCGGCAAGUCCAGGUCGAGCUCAAUUCGACGUCAGAUAACCCGCUUAUUGAUACGGGCUCUAAGACCUUCUACACUGGAGGGAACUUCCAAGCAACUUCAAUUACUUCUGCGAUGGAGAAGACUCGACUUGCGUUGCAAAUGUUCGGGAAGAUGUUGUUUGUUCAGUGCAACGAGAUGAUAGACCCCAAUUUGAACAAUGGUCUGCCUACCAAUCUAGUCGCCGACGAUCCCAGCCUCUCCUUCACCAUGAAGGGGGUAUAUAUCAACAUGGCGGCCUACAUGUCUGAGUUAGCGUAUCUCGCCAACCCAGUUAGCUCCCACGUUCAGACUGCAGAGAUGCAAAACCAAGCGCUCAACUCACUGGCAUUUGUUUCAGCACGGUAUACGAUGAAGGCGGUUGACAUCGUGUCAAUGAUGGGUGCGUGUGCACUAUACGUUGCUUGCCAAGCCCUCGACCUGCGCGUCUUGCAGCUUCGCUUUUUCCAAAGAGUUCAGGGUGUCGCCAAAGAAAUUGCGAAUGGAGCUUUUGGAAAAGUGCUUGAACCAUCUGAGAUUGAUCAGGUAGCGGAUCAUCUUUCCGAAGCGAUCCAGAACUCUUGGCCAUCAACUUCACGCCUUGAUCUUCGCGAUCGCUGCAAGCGCGUAGCCGAGAUGUUCAUCCCCGUCCUCUUUGGGGCCCUGUUACAGAUGAUCCCACAAAAUCGGCAGACUUCAGACCUAUUUACAGCGAUCUCUGCAUGUAAGAUGAUAAGCGUUUUCAAGCUCGAAGGUGUUUAUCGGGAAGUAUUUGCCGAGUUUUGCACUUCGCAACCCACUGCCGACUUCCUCGGAACAGGGACAAAGGAGAUCUAUACAUUUAUUCGAUAUGAUCUUCGCAUCCCAUUCCACCAGGGUUUUGUCGAACACCCAUCAGCGAGCCAGACCGAUUUGCCAGAGAUGAUCAACGGCAGAGUCAAGAAGACGGUUGGGGGGUGGAUAUCAAUUGUCUAUGAAGCGUUGCGAAACGGGACGCUGAGUGGCACAAUCCUUAACUCUUUUCGACAAUGA